UAAUCAAUAAGCCCAUCUAUGGCAGGAAUAUAAAAGGGCGCCUCUGACAGAGAGUCGUCACAGGCAAGUGGAAAACCACAGAGAGAGUAUCCACACAGCUGAAACCUAGCCUAUUCUUUGGCUUUGAUCUAACCGUACAAGCAGAAUGGAAUACUACAAGUUCGCUCUGCUCGUUGUGCUCUUGUCCUACAUCGAGCGCUGCUGGUCUGCCUCCUGUGUGGUGGACACUUUCACGGUCAAGCAGGACUUCGACCCCAAGAGAUAUGCUGGCAAGUGGUAUGCCCAGCAGAAGAAAGACCCUGAGGGCCUGUUCCUGCAGGACAACAUCUCCGCUGAGUACACCAUUGAUGAUGACGGCACCAUGACUGCUUCCUCCAAGGGCCGUGUCACCCUCUUCGGAUUUUGGGUUGUGUGCGCUGACAUGGCUGCCCAGUACACCGUGCCUGACCCCACUGCUCCCGGCAAGAUGUUCAUGAACUACCAGGGCCUGGCCAGCUACCUGUCCAGCGGAGGUGACAACUACUGGAUCAUUGACACCGACUAUGACAACUAUGCCAUCACCUAUGCCUGCCGCGCCCUGAAGGACGAUGGCACCUGUGAGGAUGGCUAUGCCCUGGUCUUCUCCCGCAACCCUCGUGGUCUGCCCCCAGCCAUCCAGCGUGUGGUCCGCGCAAAGCAGGAGGAGAUCUGCAUGGCUGGCCAGUUCCAGCCUGUUCUCCAGUCCGGAGCUUGCUAAGCAGUGGGCUCUUCUUCAGAGGGAUUCCUUCAGCAUGCUGGCAUGGGAGGGGGCAUCCGGGUCAAUAGUGGUGCUUUAGAGAGUUGUUAUAGCGAGCUGCACGUUGGGAAGAAGCCAUUUGUGAUUCACUGUGUCAAGGGAAACUUGUUGUGUUGUACCAAGUGUGACAAAUAAAAUAUUUUUAAACAAA
This is a messenger RNA of Alosa sapidissima (American shad), 926 nucleotides long. It is a transcript of the gene rbp4l, whose product is annotated as retinol binding protein 4, like. The transcript is spliced from 6 exons. Bases 146 to 736 code for a protein of 196 amino acids. Gene Ontology annotation, molecular function: retinoid binding; retinol transmembrane transporter activity. The record is from RefSeq and is a predicted model, not a curated record. NCBI's taxonomy places the organism in Eukaryota, Metazoa, Chordata, Actinopteri, Clupeiformes, Clupeidae.